AUGGAAUACGUCAAUUUCCCUGAAAUCCAGAAACCUGCUGUCCAAGCUAAAACAGAUAGGUCUAUCAAAACACUCGUCGUCGUAGCUGACGCACUGUCCAGAGUGUCUCCUCAGCCAACACCUAAAGAAGGAGAAGACGAGGAAGAUUUUACCCCAGUUCACAUGCUCACAGAGGAAAUCCCCGCCGAUUCUACGAGAGUUGGAGAUUUCAGACGCGCAACUGCAGAAGACACUAUUUCCAGCUUACUGAUGCAAGUGGUAGCAAAUGGAUGGCCUGAAUUAAAGAAAGAUUGCCACCCACUUCUUGUAGACUACUGGAGCUACAGAGAAGAGAUCAGCGCAGAGAAUGGUCUACUCUUCAAAGGCCAUCGACUCAUAGUUCCUGAGAAAUUGCGUAGCAGAGUCCUCCAAACUAUCCACGAGGGUCAUUUUGGUUUUGAGAAGAUGCAACUAAGAGCUCGAGAAGCAGUAUUCUGGCCAGGAAUAACGUCAGAUUUACUACAGGCAGCACAGGGUUGUGAAGUGCGCCAGACGUUCUCGAGGAGCCAACAACGCGAGACACUGUUGCCCCAUGAAGUUCCUCAAGGACCUUGGGAGAAGUUAGAAAUUGAUUUCUUCGAGUUUCAGUCUAUUACCUACCUCCUGAUAGCAGACUACUAG
Messenger RNA from Pocillopora verrucosa, 660 nucleotides. NCBI's taxonomy places the organism in Eukaryota, Metazoa, Cnidaria, Anthozoa, Scleractinia, Pocilloporidae. The record is from RefSeq and is a predicted model, not a curated record.